CUCUAAAAUUCGUUCCCGCCAUUUAAGCCCGUUCUCUCUCUCAUGAUUUGUCGAGCUCGCAGCGUUCGAGUGGGAGAUAACGAGUCCUGAAUCACUUCAAUGGCGAAACCCGACGAAGAGAAAUCGGACGGCCUCGAAAUCAUCUCAAUCGGAAAGCUGUACAGUGGCCCCUGGGACAAGAAAUACUGGAGCUCCUCUAGGGGUAAAGAUCGCUAUCCUUACCCAGUUGGAUACAAAGCUGUACGGACACAUAAUGGAAUGACUUGUAAAAUGGAAAUUCAUGAAGGUCUCAAAGGCCCUUUAUUUUCGAUUGUUUCUGAUGGACCGCCGUGUUCUGGGCAAACUCCAGAUAUUGCAUGGGAAAGCUUUCAAAAGAAAGGCUGCCCUCGCUUAAAGUUGUGGCAUGGAAAGAGAUAUUCAUGUAAUAUCGAGGGUAUUGAGUUUUUUGGAUUCAAAAACCCCUUUGUUCAGAGGUUACUUAGGGAAUUGGUGGCAAAUGUUGAUGGAACUGCAGAGCAGAGUUUCUUACCAUCCAGCUGUAGCAAUGGGGAUUUGGGAACAAAGCAUCAUUCUCAAUCCACUGAAUCAUGUACAUCUCCUGAUGACCAAUUGCACUCUGCAAAACCACAGAUUAAAGGGAAGCGAAGCAGGAGGGGAAAACCCACAACUUUUAAUUCAACAUGUGAAGCUAGCUUUAAAAAACUCAGGCCUAAAGAUCAGAAUCUUCAGAUGCAUAAUAAUGAUGACACUACCAAUUCCAGACAAGGGUUUCAGAAUUAUCUUAAUGGCAGGACUUCCAUCCUUUACCCUGAUUCAAAUCAAGAGCAUGACGGAAGUAAUGAUCCGGAAGCUAUGGAAGCAUCAACAAGCUUGGAAACUGCAGUUCAGAGAGAAAAUGAUUUGGUCAAUGAUAGUUUGCCUUUGGAAUCAUCUCAACAUUUUGGUCAUCUUGGAAAGGAAUUGCCUCCCCAUAAAGAAAGCAAUCAUGUUAGUUCUGAAAAUUGCAUAUCCACUGGAAUAGCUGGCAACUUAUCACCCCUUGAUCAACAUCUUGAUAGGUCAAAAGAUGCUGAAAUUCAAAUGCUCUGUUCAUCAAUGCUGUCCAAAGAUAAAGAUGGUGAAGUGCCAAUUCCAAAAGAUACUCAAAAUGUCAGUGAUAUGGAUCUUUGUGCUCCUGAUUCUUUGGAUCCUCUGCAGGAUACUACUUCUGAUCCUCAACCAAAUAGGCUAAAGAAAAGUCCUUGCAAUGCGAGAAGUGAGUUGACUUCUGAAAAACUAGUGGUUUCUGAGAGUCCGGCACCUGAGUUGCAUCCACUCGAAGAGAUGGGCACGUUAACUGCAAGUUCUGAAAAGAGUGAUUUUGAUUCAGUUGAUCAGGACAUAGCCAAUUCGAUGAUGACAUUUCUGCUUCCUCGAGCACUCCCACUGCUCAAAACAUUUUCGAGGAAGAAAAAGAAAAUCAAGAAUGGUUCAGAAAAUUCUCCUUGUUGGGAACAAAACCAGAAGAAAGCUAACAGAACAGACUACCAUGCAGAUCUCCCACCCCCCGCUGAAGCUCAUACUCAGAGUCCCCUUUUAGACCAGAAGGAAAAGCAAAAGAUGCAAAUCUUAAAUGCAGAACCCGGUUUAGUUGUCCCAAGUUUUGAACUAUAUCCACCUGUGGUUCAUGAUAGCGUCAAGAAUGGUAAAUCUGGUUCUGACGCCGCUGAAGCUGGUGUAGCAGCCUUGGGUGAAAGCAUACCUAGGUCUGACGAUUCGGGACUGCCUGUGAAUGUUGAUACAUCAGCUCAGUCAUUAAUUGGCCAUGCUGGUGGCAGUGACAGCAAUGACAUCUUCACUUUCAACAAAGCACCUAUGUCCUCAAUUGGCAGGCCUAAGAAUGGUGAUAAUCUCAUACCUGAAUCUACCUUAGGUUGCAUGCUUUCUAGUGAGCAUGUUAUCCUUGCAAGUAACAAGGAUAUCUGCAGACAUUCAGAUGAAAAGGUAAUGCACUGUGAUAUCCAUUCCAAGGAAAAGGACCUAAAUGAAUCACCAAGUUGUGUUAAAGGUACAGUCGAUGACAACUCGACAAGCGUUGCGAGAUCUGUUCAAGUAUCACAUGGGGAAAUCAUUUUUAAAGAAGGAGAAGCUGAUACUAGCAAUACUUCCUUUACCCAUAUCCAAAAUGAAGCUUCGACAAGAAAACACAAUGGUCCUCUCACAGAAAGUAUCAUAUUCAGAAACGUUAAUGACGGUUAUGGCCCUAACAUGUAUACUGCCACAAACUUGUUGCUUGCCUCAGAUAUUCAGCCAGCUAGCCCCUUCAAUUCCAACCCACAUACAAGUUAUUCAUCUGGUGUUGAUGCCAUAAAUGACGGACAGACCAACAGUUUGCACGUGCAGAAAUUUACCAAUAAUUUUAAUGGUAGACUUCAUAAUGUGGCAGCUGUUUUACAAAGCCAAUCAUUUAUGGGUCCCUCCAGUUUCGCUACCAAUUUGGAGGUUAUUAAUCAAACUUCUUCAUGCAAUGAAAAAUCUCUGGCCGAAGUUGACAAGGAGCUGCAGAGGCGCCAAAAUAUUGUUGAUAUGAGCAAUCCUGUAUCACGGUUUCAUAAACAGGGAAGGGAUAUCUGUGUGAAUAACAGUGAAGUUGCAGAUGAUUCACGCUUAAAGCUUCCAAUGGACAUGGGGGAUAAUGACAAAAUGGAGAAAAUAAUUGACUUAGUUGGAUGUUAUAUCCACCCCUUGCCAAUUUCAUUGGUGUUAUUGAGUACGAAAGAGAAAGAAAUCUAUAUUUGUGUUCUAUGCGGUGUUUCUGCGGAUAAGAGAAGAACCCUGUUUGUGUACAAGGUAUCGCUAGAACAGCAAAGCUUAGGAUGCCCUUCUUUUAUUGGCCACACUCAAAUACUCUUGCCAACUUCAAAAGAUGCAUUUGGUAGAGAAAUUACUCUAGAAAGAUCUGGUUUGCAAUUCACUCCAGAUGGGCAGUGCCUUGUCUUACUGAAAAGUAUGAAAGCUCCUCAUUGCAGGGAAGGGAAACUUCAGUGUCCAUGCUCAGGUUGUAGAUCGGAAUGCUUUGAGAAUUAUGCAGUAAAGGUUGUGCAAGUAAAACAUGGUUAUAUUUCUGUUGUGGCAACUUUAAAGACAGUUGACGAUGUUCACUGUCUAUUAGUUUGUGAACCUAACUAUGUUGUCGGCGUUGAAGAGAGUGGGAAAUUGCACCUAUGGAUCAUGAACUCAACGUGGAGUGCACAGAUAGAGGAAUGUGAUCUAUCAACUUCUGACUGCAUAUUUCCGUGCAUAGUUGAGUUGAAGAGAGUCCCCCAUUGUGCUGCUCUUGUUGUUGGCCAUAAUGGCUUCGGGGAAUUUGGUUUAUGGGAUAUUUCCACGCGGACCUUUGUAGCAAGAUUUUCUUCUCCAAGUACUUCAGUUUGUCAAUUCCUUCCAAUCGCUCUAUUUAGAUGGCAAAGUAAAGCUCAUGGUCACAUCAAUGACCUAGCAGCUGCAAGAAAAGCAUUGUUUUUGGAGCAGUGUGGGAAUCAUAUGUCUACUCCAAUAGAUGGGGAAGAUGUUGCUGUUUGGCUUUUCAUCUCAACUGUCUGCAAAAACGAUGUUCAACAAGACUUUCAGUCUACUGACCGCAAAACAAACCCAGUUGGAUUCUGGAGGCUAGCUCUGCUGGUGAAAAACAGGGUGAUCUUGGGAAGUGCAUUGGACUCAAGGGCUGCUGCAAUUGGUGCAUCGGCUGGCCAUGGUAUUAUUGGAACAGGUGAUGGACUUGUUUACACGUGGGAACUGUCUACAGGAAGCAAGGUUAAGGAUCUCCUGUGUUUCAAAGGUAUUGGGGUCUCAUGUAUCGCUACGAGUAACUCAAAAUCAGGUCUUCUGGCAGUUGCCGGUGGAGACCAGCUGAGGGUUUAUUUGCACUCACAAGGGGGCCUUUUCUGAUCUACUUGGUGGCUUACCGGUAAUUAGACAAGUUACUCAUGCUCAAGGAUGGUUGCAUAUAUAUGGAUCUGUGGGCCAGGCUGGAUUUCUAUUCGUUUUAAAUUGUGGCACGUAAACUACCAUCCAACGCAUAGUGGACAGUUUUUGAGGUGUACAAUUCAGGUGAGAAUUUGUAACUUUUGCCGUAAAUGGCUUAGAAGUUCGAACUAGGCAUGAUGUAGCCCAUGCGGUAAAGAAAGUACGAGUAAAUCAUAGCCGAACAUCUGUGCAUGUAAAUUUUUUCAUUUCCUUAUCCAUUUUAUCAUAUCCAUGUACUCCUCACUUGCUAAUCUCGUUGAUCUGUUGAAAAAUAAUUCCAAAAAAUUAUUAUUCAA
This is a messenger RNA of Rhododendron vialii, 4301 nucleotides long. RefSeq lists its product as uncharacterized. The coding region runs from base 100 to 3927 and encodes 1275 amino acids. Gene Ontology annotation, molecular function: protein binding. Gene Ontology annotation, biological process: regulation of cell cycle. The record is from RefSeq and is a predicted model, not a curated record. The transcript is spliced from 14 exons. Lineage: Eukaryota; Viridiplantae; Streptophyta; Magnoliopsida; Ericales; Ericaceae. Gene Ontology annotation, cellular component: nucleus.